This is a messenger RNA of Paraglomus brasilianum, 648 nucleotides long. Lineage: Eukaryota; Fungi; Glomeromycota; Glomeromycetes; Paraglomerales; Paraglomeraceae. The record is from the annotation of a GenBank genome assembly.
ACUGCACUUUCACCAAACGUUGUCCUCCUCCCCCAGACGCAUCAAUUGGAAGCCUUGCUUACUUUGAUAAGAGAUAAAACAACAUCCAGAGGGGAUUUCAUUUUCUAUUCUGACAGAAUUAUUAGACUUUUGGUGGAAGAAGGUUUAAAUCAUCUUCCCGUAGUCGAAAAGAAUGUUACUACGCCUACAGGGAAAGACUACGCAGGUGUUCAAUUCAAGGGUAAGAUAUGUGGUGUAUCUAUAAUGAGAGCUGGCGAGUCCAUGGAACAAGGGUUACGUGAAUGUUGUAGGAGUGUGAGAAUUGGAAAGAUCUUGAUACAGAGAGAUGAAGAUACGGCAAAGCCCAAGCUCUACUAUGCCAAGCUCCCAAGUGACAUUGAUAAACGCUAUGUGCUUUUACUGGAUCCAAUGCUGGCAACGGGCGGAUCGGCCAUCAAAGCAAUAGAAGUGUUGAUGGCUCAUGGUGUAAAGGAAGAUAAAAUAUUAUUUCUUAAUCUGCUCGCAUCUCCUGAAGGCAUAAAAGCAGUAACGAGCAAACACUCUGCACUAAAGAUCAUUACUGCUUUUGUGGAUGAAGGGCUGGAUGAAAAGAAAUAUAUUAUACCAGGCCUUGGUGAUUUUGGCGAUCGUUACUUUACUCUUCCCUAA